AUGGAGAUGAAUUCUAAUAACGAGGAGAUCCAUGCUAUUGAGGCAGAGCUCCAUACAGAAAUUCUACCUGGCACAGAGAUCAUGAGAGAUGUUGCUUCGCACCAUUUUGUCAAAGAUCGCUCGGGUUCUAAUCGUGUGCUUAUUCCGCAACCUUCAGACGACCCGGCUGACCCUCUCAACUGGUCACUCACAUGGAAAAUGCUAGCCAUCACUGGGGCCAGUAUGACCUCAUUUUUCCAAGGCUUUGGGCCCUUGUCUCUGGCACCUAUGUUCCCAGACUACAUUGAAGCGUUUCACUGCAGCCUAGCAGAUGCUGUGCAGUUCACUGGAGUGUGUAUCUUGGUGCUGGGCUUCAGCAACUUCAUAUGGGUUCCAUUAAGCACUUCCUUUGGCAGGCGACCGGUAUACAUUGCUUCCAACUUGAUUUGCGUGGCCUCGAUGAUAUGGAGAGCCCGUGCGCAGACUUAUGGUAGUUUCAUGGGAGCAUGUGUGCUUAAUGGUAUUGGUGCUGGUCCUGCAGAGUCGAUUCAACCUGCCGUUAUUGCUGAUAUCUUUUUCUUACAUGACAGAGGCAAAUGGAACACUCUGUACUGGGUUGUCUACAUGGGAUCAUUGAUGAUUGGCCCCAUUAUCGGCGGUUCCAUGGCUCUCAACGUCGGGUGGCGUAAUUUCUGGUGGUUCAACGUGGCCCUGGGUGCAGUUGUGCUGAUUUAUAUCAUCUUCUUAUUCCCAGAGACCAAGUGGCACCGUCCUCAUCCCAACGAGAUCAUUGAGGAAACCAAAGCGAACAACGAGAAGAUCGAGAGUUCGGCCAAUUGCAACCAUGCUGAGACCUCCCGGCCUAAUAAUGAUAGCAUCGAAGAACAUGCUACUAACACCGGCAAAGAGGAAGCAACCCCCGAUAGACUUGCCGAUCUAUCAACAAGCGAGACGGCUGAAAGAGAUCCAUAUCUAGGCCGGGGCAAGCCUGCAAAGUGGCAAUUCCGAGUCUUCCAACCCAAUCCACAUCCUUUCAAGGCUAUUCUUCUGGAUCUAUGGAUCCCUUGGAAGCUGUUUGCAUUUCCCAUCGUUCAGUUUGCCAGCUUUGUUGUCUCUUGGAGCUGCUCUUCCUUCCUGACCAUCAAUCUAACUCAAAGCCAAGUACUUGCCGCGCCACCUUACAACUUCUCCACUCAGACCAUCGGGUUCACCAAUUUCGCUAUCUUUGCCGGAGCUCUCAUCGGCCUAGCCACUGGUGGUCCUCUAUCUGACUGGGUGGCUGCUAAGCUCACCGCAAGAAAUAAUGGUGUUCGCGAGCCAGAGAUGAGGUUGCUUGCCAUGAUUCCAUUUGUUCUUAUUAUGUACCUUGGGAACAUCAUCGUCUCGGUUGGAUACGAGAACCAUUGGCCAUGGGAAGUCAUUGUACUUAUUGGAUAUUCUUGCGCAGGUAUCCAAGUUGCGGCCCUCCCCAGCAUUUCAAGCACAUAUGCUGUUGACAGUUAUAAGCCUGUUGCUGGCAGCUUAUUUGUCAGUAUCACAGUUAACAAAAAUGUUUGGGGAUAUGGAUUUAGUAAAUUCAUUACCCCUUGGAGCAUCAAGGCUGGUUUUAUCCCACCUAUCAUGACCAAUGGAAGCUUGGUUUUUCUCUGGUGUCUAUUUGGUGUGGUAUUCUACUACUACGGCAAAACAUUCCGUCGUUGGACUAAGAAUAGUAGUGUCCAUAGCCUGUAG
This is a messenger RNA of Fusarium redolens, 1710 nucleotides long. RefSeq names its product serine/threonine kinase 16. NCBI's taxonomy places the organism in Eukaryota, Fungi, Ascomycota, Sordariomycetes, Hypocreales, Nectriaceae. Gene Ontology annotation, molecular function: transmembrane transporter activity. Gene Ontology annotation, biological process: transmembrane transport. The record is from RefSeq and is a predicted model, not a curated record. The transcript is spliced from 7 exons. The coding region runs from base 1 to 1710 and encodes 569 amino acids.